AUGGACAACGAAGAAUUCCGAGUCCUGCUCAAGACGCUGGACUCGUUCAACUCGUACGGAGAAGACUCCAAACGACACUUGGUGGACCCCCGGGUGGACAUUUUCCACGGCCGAGCUCGCAACGACAUUGCUCUGACUGCAAAACACAAAGAGCUGCUGCAAGAGCUGGGAUACAAGGACCAUUUGCAAAAGGUGACGCAGGCGAUUGACUCGAAUCAGGCCUUUUUCGAUCUCGUUCUGGCCUACUCAGCCCAACAUUUCAUCCCCUCGGAAGACGACAAGAAUGGAGAUGCAGUCUCGCCCAUCAAAGACGAACACAACUCGAUAAAGGCAUACCUAGAAGAGACGCUGGGCAAGUACGCGCAAGGGUACCAUGCCAUGAACAUGGACAGAGACAAGGUGCGGUCGAUUCUCAAACAGGUGGCCAGAGAAUGGACGGCAGAAGGAGCAUAUGAACGGCAGAUAAUCAACAAACCGAUAUUCGAGUGGCUGGAAAAGCUGUACCCCGACAAGGAUGCUCGCAAAGACAUUCGGAUCGUGUGUCCAGGUUGCGGACUAGGCCGGUUGCCGUUUGACCUGUGCACAGAGCUCGGAUUCCAGGCCCAAGGAAACGAGUUUUCGUUCCACAUGCUCCUUGUGUCGAAUUUCAUCAUCAACAUCAUGCAGCAGCCCAACUGUCUGGCUGUGCAUCCGUUUGUCAACUCCUUCUCCAAUGUCAAAUCGCGUGACAUCCAGAUACGACCAGUGAUUGUGCCCGAUCUCGCUGCUUCUCAACUUUUGUCUGAAAGCGACUUGUUUUCCAUGACCUCGGGUUCGUUUGAACACGUGUACCCUCUAGACUCAUACAAGGCAAACUGUGUGGUCACUUGUUUCUUCAUCGACACUGCCAACAACAUCUUCCGGUAUUUGGAGACGAUUGCAGACAUGCUCUCGGCUGGAGAACACUGGAUCAAUAUAGGCCCUUUGCUGUGGCACUUUGAAGAUGACGCUAACAACAUUGAGUUGAGUGUCGACGAGUUGAAGCUGGUCAUCCCCAAGUUCGGCUUCGAGAUUGUUCAUUGGGAAAGCAUUGAGGGGGUUCCUUAUUCUUCUGAUCUUGAGAGAAUGGGAGGUUACAGAUACGACGUCGAGUUUUGGGUCGCCAAGAAGGUGUAA
Messenger RNA from Yarrowia lipolytica CLIB122, 1155 nucleotides. RefSeq lists its product as uncharacterized. NCBI's taxonomy places the organism in Eukaryota, Fungi, Ascomycota, Dipodascomycetes, Dipodascales. The record is from RefSeq and is a predicted model, not a curated record. Gene Ontology annotation, molecular function: S-adenosylmethionine-dependent methyltransferase activity.